CCGUACGGCAAGAUUUCUUGCCAGAUCAAGUUCCUCGACAUCAGGACAGGGGAAUGUCCACCAAGAAACGUAAGGUACAAGAGUGGACGAUCUCUUCUCCUCAAUUCUUCCUAAAAGAACCACAACAGUCACAGGUGGAGAUGUUUGACCAGUGGAGACCAGCUACGUUGUCUCAGGAUAGCUUCAGACCUCAUCAGCAUCCCAUCGGACAGCUUUUCAACCAGGACCAGACCUUCACUCAGCAUGCCGCACCUAUACUCAAAGCCCCAACCUGGGAGGAUCAUCCUGUAAAUCCACAUUGCCAGCAGCAGUUCCGCAGCAGAGGGGAGAGUUGGACUAAUGUGGAUUUAGAUCUGUCCAAAAUCUCUCAGCAGUUUAGAGAAGACACAGAUGUUAAUAUUGAUUCAUAUCAAUUUUAUGACAGCAGGAAACAAAGACCAGAAGAAGCUUCUUUUGGAGGAUCCAGCUUCUGGUCCCAUCAGUCACAAACUCAGGAUGAAAGAAAAAAAACGGCUCCUUUCUCGUUCUCAGCAUCUUAUCUCACAGAGGGAUUUCAGUAUGAGCCUUUUUUUCGCUGUCCACAUCCAUCUAACACCCAACGCAGGUCAGAAUAUCCUAAUAUGACCUUUUGUCCCAGGUCACAGUCAAACACAUUAUUUUACCCUCACCUUUUCCUUUAGAGAAGAGUAUUGACCAGAGCGAAUCAUCGCUGGUUCAGCUAAGCAAUUAUUUGCUUACUGUUUAUGUGUGAAUAAUUUCUUCCCCUUCGCAAUACUGAUUUAACUUUUUUAUUGUUUCAAAAAAAACCAUCACCUCAACAUGUGAUUUCAGUUUGGGAGUUCAGCGUGCUCACAUUAUGUAUAGUCAUGAUUUCUUUAGUGUAUACUACUUAAAAGGUAGUGAGAGUGAGUAACUUCUUAAUAUCUAAUCACUCUUUGUGCUGCACAGAUAUUGAAACCUAGUUUUUGUUGAUUCUCCUGCUUAUAUGGGGUAAGUGUGUUAUCUUCAACAAAUGAUGCUGCUUGUAUAUUUAUUUCUUUUAGGUAUUAGUUUAGUCAGAUUUCUUUAAAAUACAUUUUAGGCUGGACUUUUAUUAUUUCCACUCAAGUUCAGUAUUCUAUGAAAAAGGUCACACGAUUUUGAGAUAAUCCUUUAAUAAGGCAGUACAAAAUUGAAAUAUUUACAUAAAACUAAUUUCACAGUUUACAUUAGUAAAAUUAUUUGUAGUAAACUAAAAUGUAAACAUUAAACCGUGUAACACUCAAAAGUAAACAAACAGCUAUUUUACAUGUUGAAUUUCUUAUUUUUUAGUUUAUGUAAUUAUUUACUUUUUGCAUUAUACAGCUUUUUUUACAUAUUUACCACAAAAGCAUAAUAAACAUUCAAAGUUUCAGAGUUCCAGAUUUUCCUGUGUUUUUUUCUCAGAUUAUUACUUUGUUCAUCUUUGUAAAAGACUUUAAAAAAAAAAAAGAAAAACAUGCACCACUUUUCUGAAAUAGUUGUUCAAAUAGUAAUCAAACAUAAAACAAGCUACAAACAUAUUCAUUGUAUAUAUACAUAUGCAUCAUUUACAGGCUGUCAAAUUCUUUGAAGUCAGUUAAUUAGGUUAUAUCUCACCGAAUAAAUUUGAUCAUAUACACAGUUGUAAGUCAGAGUUAUUAGCCCCCCUGAAUUAUUAGCCCCCGUUUAAUUUUUCCUCAAUUUCUG
Danio rerio (zebrafish) is the source of this 1707-nucleotide messenger RNA. The record is from RefSeq and is a predicted model, not a curated record. Lineage: Eukaryota; Metazoa; Chordata; Actinopteri; Cypriniformes; Danionidae.